Molecule: messenger RNA, 1274 nt
Organism: Diospyros lotus (date-plum)
Lineage: Eukaryota; Viridiplantae; Streptophyta; Magnoliopsida; Ericales; Ebenaceae
Product: probable WRKY transcription factor 69
Exons: 3
Coding region: 282-1052 (256 amino acids)
Biological process (GO): regulation of DNA-templated transcription
Cellular component (GO): nucleus
Molecular function (GO): transcription cis-regulatory region binding; DNA-binding transcription factor activity
Source: RefSeq, a predicted model, not a curated record
UGUGUAUGGCGUUCUAUCUAAUGCGAAUCAUAAAGAAAGAGAGAAAGCAACCUCUCCCCUUGUCAUCUCUCUCUCUCUCUCUCUCUCUCGUUUUGUUAGGUUGUCCUUUCCUUUUUCCUCUACCCCUUUCUCUCUCUUAAUCAAUUAGAAAACCCAACUCUCAGCUUGAUCCAUUUCUUUCUUUAUUUCUGCCUCUGAAACUUCAUCUAACUCAGCCAAUAAUUGAUCACCUCGACGCCAGAGCAGGAAGAAGGAGAAGAAGGCAAGAUCGAUCGUCUGCCAUGGAUGGCUCUCACUCCGAAGAACUUAAACCAGAAAAUCAGGCCUCCAAAAGAAGGAAGGUGGUUCAGAAAACUGUGGUCAGAGUGAAGAUUGAGGCAAAUGAGGGGAAACAGAGGAGUGAAGGACCGCCUUCUGACUGUUGGUCUUGGAGGAAAUAUGGCCAGAAACCUAUCAAAGGCUCUCCUUAUCCAAGGGGGUACUACAGAUGCAGCACAUCGAAGGGGUGUUCAGCCAAGAAACAAGUGGAGAGAUGCAGAACAGAUGCUUCCACGCUCGUCAUCACUUACACCUCAAGCCACAACCACCCAGGGCCUGAUCUUCCCUCCACCUCCAAGCUCACUGGUCAGGACUCCGUUAACGAACCAGAAGAAGCUGAUCAGCCCACUGAAGAUCUGCCCGUAAGCCCCAAGAAAGAAGAGGAACAGCCACCAGAGCAACAAGCAUCCCUGGUGGUCAACAGUGAUGAAGAUGAAAAAGAAGAAGAAGAUCAUUUCCACUACUCCCAGUCCCCAUUCAACAACUCCCAGGACAUCAUAAUUGGCCAGAGAGAGAACCCAUUCGAGGAAAGCCUUGAUGACUCGCCAAAAACUGUUCUACUGGAUGAAGAGCCACUCUCUUGCUCUAGCCCUCUCAUGACAUUAUCAGCUCUGAAAUCAGAAGAAAAUGAUCAUUUCUAUGAUGAGCUUGAAGAACUGCCUUCUUUUUCGUCCUUCACAAGCUUCCUUGGCAGCAGCAUCUUUGAUGAAAGGAUUCUUAUCCUUCCUUCCUGAUCUAAUAAAAAUCCAAGCUUUUUCUACUGCUUCUAGCCCUAGAGACAUGUACUUAGAUGAAUCUGUAAAUAGAUAAGAUAGCCCAAUUGUUGGUAGAUCCUACACUUGCCUCCUCCUUUCAUGGUUUUUGCUUUUUGGAUGUGGUAAUCAUUAGAGUAUUGCAGUUUCCCAAUCAAAAUCAGUAUUCCUCCACUUAUUAGAGAAAGGUUGUGUCUUUUGAUC